Molecule: messenger RNA, 1045 nt
Organism: Coffea eugenioides
Lineage: Eukaryota; Viridiplantae; Streptophyta; Magnoliopsida; Gentianales; Rubiaceae
Exons: 3
Coding region: 163-729 (188 amino acids)
Source: RefSeq, a predicted model, not a curated record
GACGAUUCCCGCCCGACGUCGUUUUUCUGGAACUGAUACGUACAAGCCCUAACUUCAAAGUUGAGAUAUCUUUUUGAUUGUGGAGUUUCUUCCUACCUCCCUUUGAUUCAAUUGAUAGCAAUCCCCUAAUUCUCCAUCCAGAAGGGAAGAAUUGCAGCAAAUAUGAAGAGGGCAGCGCCCUGGAGCGAUGGGGAGGAGGAAGACGAUGACCGUUCAUCCUCCGAUACUGAUUCUUCAACCCUCGACACCGACACUGAAGAUGAAAAAGAUUCUACUGAGAAAACCGCUACUAAAUCCAAAGCUUCCUCCAAACUCAAAGCCUCUCAAGUUGAGUCGGCUAAUAAGAAGCAGAAGCGCAAAAAAGGCAUAGAUUUGGAGGCACUGAGAAGGCAUGGGUAUAAAGGCGGACUAUCAGUCAUGGGGGUGCCUCCACCGAGGGAGGCCGUUGAUGAGAAGCAGGAUUGGUCCUGGUCGAAGGGCCUGGAAACUCGGGCUAAGGAGACUGAAGAAACUUUUACGGAUAGGCAGAUUACUAGAGCUGCCAUCCUCCAAGGAGAGCAACUGUUGCCCAAUGCUGCCUCAUCUGCUAGAGACAAGAGGGAGCUGUCAUUCUCACAGAAGGAGAAGAGGAAGAGAGACCUUGGUCAGGCCAGUAGGGGCAAGAAUUAUGUUGAAGAAGAGAAGAGGCUUUUGAGGGAGAGUGGGAUUUACUCUGGCUUUGAUUCUUGAUUUGGAAUAUAGACACCGUCAAUCUCUUAUGGCGGUCAUUUUUCUGCAGUCUGCUCAUGUAAGAACAACUUUUAGUUGUAUCAUUUCUGCAGUGGAUCUCCCUGCCAUGGCCAUAGCAUUUUAAUGCUGUAUUGCUCUCUCCACUCUCCAGCCAAAUUCCUAACGGUUCCCCAACCUUUCUCCAAUUGUGUACCUUCGUUAUGUUGCUUGAAUAUUCCUCCAUUGAUCACAUGGGAUAAGAUCUGGACUUUGUAAGAUGAUAUGUAAUCCCUCUUUUUGGUCGAUUAUGAUGGUUAUGCUACAAUUUUGUUUCUCA